UCUUUUGUGGCGGUAAUUGUCGUUAAAAGGUUGUGUUGAUUUUAAGAUAGUAUGGAGUAUCAUAGCUUUUACCAAGUUCUAUGAAGCUAGACUACUAGUAUUUGUAACAGUCAAUAGUUUUUAUAAUUAGUGUCUAUACAUUUAUGAUACAUCACUCAUGAUGACACUUGCAAGAUGCAACCCAUGAACUUGGAAGAAUUAAGUUGUAAAAAAUACAAGGGAGAAAAGGAUGCGGUUUUAUAACAAGUUAAAUUGAUAAUCUUGAAAGAUGGAUUUUAACUAGUAGAAUAGGACCAUUUUAGACAAAAGCAAUGGGAAAUAUCUCAUUUGGGUUUGCGGCCCAUAUAGCAAUUGAGAAUAAGUGGUGCUGUUUAAGAGUUAUUAGGUAGCCAAAAACCCAUUUCCCGGGUAAAACCAAACAGAAAAUAAUGAUCAUCAAUUCCCAAGAAAAGAAAAGACAUGAACUUCUAUCCACAUCUUCAACUCAAAUAAUCUUUAAAAAUUGUUAGAGAAGUUGUAGUUAUGGCUGAUUCUUUGUGCAAGUUCUUGGAUGGUCGGUGCAUAACAGGUUCUCAAUUCUUUGCCACCUAUUUUUCUGCCCAAAAACCCUUCCUUUUCCCAACUCUUGUCAGAAGAAAAAGAAGAAGAAAAUCACUUCACAUUGCUUUCUGCUCCACACCCAUUUCCACAAAUCUUGAUGUUGUCUCUACCCAUGAGCAUUCUGAUGGCACUUUACUGUUUCGGUUUGGGGACCCAAGAGAGAUAGCGAAAGAGGAUGAAUUGGAGGAGCCCCUUUUGGAUAGUGAGGAGGAAUUUAGUGUGGUGAAGGUUUUAGAUGGUGAUAAUGAGAGAGAAGUCAUUGUCAAGAAAGUAGAGAGGGAAGCCAGGGGCGAGGCUGUGACUGUGGUCACUGAUGCUGGUGUCUCUGAAUCAGUAGUAAUUGGCAAUGGAAGGAAUGAUCUUGUCGAAGUAGAGACUGGAUUGAGUAAAAAUUUUCUUGGAGAUUCUGCGGUUGAAAUUGGUUCGUUUUCACCUGAAGGAAUUCAAAAUGAAUCUGUAGCUGAAGUCGAUAUUGAGAAUGCAGUACAUGUUGAGGAGAUUUUCGAAAAGAAAGAUGAUAGUGAAGCUUCAGUUCCACCACCACCAGAGAAUUCUAUUACUUCUUUGGAAGUUGAGGAAGAAAUGAUGGGUCAAACAAGUGAUGAAUCAUUUGAAGAAUUGGAUGAUGACAAAUCACUUGUUUUAAGUUCACCUACAGCAAUGCCUGUUUAUUCUGACUUAGUAAACACUAAGGAAAUUGAAGAAUUUGAGGGAGAAGGUUCAAGUCAAUUGACAGAGAAUGAUGGUGACAAGGAUUGCUGUUAUGAUUCAACUCAUUCGAAGGAAAAUGGUGCUGCUUCUGCUGAUAUUGAGGCAGCGCACAAUGAUAUUGAGAUUGUACAACAGAUAGAACAAAUAUCUGAAAAUAUUGGAAGUAUAUUGGAAGGGUCCACGGAGAGUGUUCCAGAAGGAAUUAAUCUGGGGAAUGCCAAAACUGUUGCUGACGAAAUUAGUCCAGAGAAUGCUCCCGAGGGAAUAAAUCUGGGGAAUACUGAAACUGUUGGUGACGAAAUUAGUCCAGACAAUGCUCCGGAGGGAAUUAAUCUGGGGAAUACUGAAGCAGUUGUUGACGAAAUAAGUUCAGACAAUGCUCCUGAGGGAAUUGAUAAGGGGAAUACUGAAACUGUUGUUGACGAAAUUAGUUCAGACAAUUCUCCUGAGGGAAAUGAUCAGGGGAAUACUGAAACUGUUGUUGACGAAAUUAGUCUAGAGAAUUCUCUCGAUGGAAUUGAUCUGGGGAAUACUGAAACUGUUGUUGACGAAAUUAGUCUAGAGAAGUCUCUCGAUGGAAUUGAUCUGGGGAACACUGAAACUGUUGUUGACGAAAUUAGUCUAGAGAAUUCUCUCAAUGGAAUUGAUCUGGGGAAUACUGAAACUGUUGUUGACGAAAUUAGUCUAGAGAAUUCUCUCGAUGGAAUUGAUCUGGGGAAUACUGGAACUGUUGUUGACGAAAUUAGUCUACAGAAUUCUCUCGAUGGAAUUGAUCUGGGGAAUACUGAAACUGUUGUUGACGAAAUUAAUCUAGAGAAUUCUCUCGAUGGAAUUGAUCUGGGGAAUACUGAAACUGUUGUUGACGAAAUUAGUCUAAAGAAUUCUCUCGAUGGAAUUGAUCUGGGGAAUACUGAAACUGUUGUUGAAGAAAUUAGUUUAGAGAAUUUUCUCGAUGGAAUUGAUCUGGGGAAUACUGAAACUGUUAUUGACGAAAUUAGUCUAGAGAAUUCUCUCGAUGGAAUUGAUCUGGGGAAUACUGAAACUGUUGUUGACGAAAUUAGUCUAGAGAAUGCUCCUGAUGGACUUGAUCUGGGGAAUUCUGAAACUUUUGUUGACAAAAUUAGCCCAGAGAAUGCUCUAGGGGGAAUUAAUCUGGGGAAUACUGAAACUGUUGUUGAUGAAAUUAGUCCAGAGAAUGUUGAUAUUAGGCAUUUGUCUAUGGAUGCUGAAGACCAGAGUAUCGAAGUCCUUAAUUUUGAAAAUGAUGAACAAACCGAGCUGAGUAAUUUGUCUGUAGAUACAGAAGAUCAGGCUUCCCGAAAUAGUACCUUCAAGGAUAGUGAUGUGACUGAAGUAAUGCCUGAUUCUCCUAAGCUGGAGGCUGAACCAGUUUUUGAUGAGGAAGUUGAUCACAACAUAAUAUCAGAGUCUAAUGAAAGUGAAAGUCCAUUGCCGUCAGAUGAAAAUUUGCCUAGCUUAUCCUUGGAAGAAGAAAGAAAAGAAGAUGUAGAAAACAAUGAGAUCAUGGAAGUGUAUGGUCAUGAAGUGGUUGAGGAUAAAUCUUCAGAAGUCUUAGUCAGCAGCAAGGAAGCUACGCCAGCAGCAGCAGAACUAAUUCUAUCUUCUGGUGCUACUUUAUUGCAAUAUCCCUCCAAGGCGUUCGCAGGUGGACAUGAAGCAUAUUUUAUUGCUUGUGGGAAGUGGCUAGGGGUAGCCGAUGCAGUUGGUUCCUGGUCAUUGGAAGGGAGUGAUCCAGGAGUAUAUGCCCAAGAACUCAUGCAAAAUAGUCAAUCCAUUGUUUCUCAGUGCGACAAGGAUUCAAUAAAUGACCCUAAGCAAGUCCUUAAUCUGAGCGUCUCAAAAACAGAUUCCCCUGGAUCUUCAACAGUCUUGAUUGCUCAUUUUGAUGGAAAGGCUCUUCAUGUGGCUAAUAUUGGCGACUCUGGAUUUAUCAUAGUAAGGAAUGGCAAUGUUUAUAGGAAGUCAUCACCCAUGCUUCAUGAAUUCAAUUUGCCCAUACAAAUUGAGAAAGGCGAUGAUCCAUAUCAACUUCUGGAGGAAUACAAGAUAGAGUUAGAUGAGGGGGACAUCAUUGUUACUGCAACGGAUGCACUUUUUGACAACUUAUAUGAUCAAGAAAUAGUAUCAAUCGCCUCAAGGUCACUGGAAGCCGACAAAAGUCCUCAGGAGAUUGCGGAGAUUUUGGCAACAAGAGUGCAACAAGUGGGUAGUUCUGCUUCGGGCAGAAGUCCAUUUGCUGAUGCAGCUCAAGCAGCCGGAUAUGUUGGGUAUACUGGUGGCAAGCGCGAUGAUGUGGCUGCCAUUGUAUCAGUAGUUCAAAAGGUAAUCGUGUCAAAUAACAACUAGUAACACCGCGGUAUAUACAUACAUGUAUAUACCUAGUUCCACGUAAAUUCUUUAAUGUUUCCCUUCCACUUUGUAAGCAGUUUUUUGAUGUCUCAAAGAAAGUAACUGUAACAUCUAUGUUGAUGGGGUUCAGUAAGCUUCAUUGAAAUGUAAAUUUAUGGCAUCUGAUUCCUAUUUCUACACCAUCAUGGCUGCUCUAGAAUGAUUCUAAUUAAUCAUUAUGUGUUCUUAACGA
Solanum lycopersicum (tomato) is the source of this 3913-nucleotide messenger RNA. RefSeq names its product probable protein phosphatase 2C 62. Gene Ontology annotation, biological process: protein dephosphorylation. Gene Ontology annotation, cellular component: chloroplast. Gene Ontology annotation, molecular function: protein serine/threonine phosphatase activity. The record is from RefSeq and is a predicted model, not a curated record. Lineage: Eukaryota; Viridiplantae; Streptophyta; Magnoliopsida; Solanales; Solanaceae.